AUGCGAGAAGCUCUCUCCUCUCUCCUCUCUCUAAGUGCCGUAAUCGGCCGCUUGCUCUGGGCGACGUUAAUCGUCAUCCUUUCGUCCAGUUUGAUUAACCAGGUCCGAUGCCGCCACCAUCCUCUGUUUGGUGAUUUUCGGAUCCGUGAGGGGGGAAAAGGGCGGUACCGGCGUUGCAGGUCGGCGGCGCGGAGAACCUCGGCUGCAGAUCCAAGUGGUCGGAUCGAUUGUAUGCCCCUCCGCCGGGUUCUCGCGAACCGAAAAAGGAAAAGAAUGGAGGCGCUAAGUGAAUAUGUAGAGCUCUCCUUUGUGAUUUCAGUUAAAAGAUGCCGUAAAUUGGCUCUGAAGGGGUGGAGAUUCUGGCUCCCCCCUUCGUCUAUGUUGGACGGAGAUGUCCUGUCUCAGCGCUCAAUUCCGAAGGUGAAUGAGCAGCAUACUCAACCCGAAAUGGGACCAAUGAAGAAUUCUUGCGGUUCUGGUCACGCGCAGCCCUUUGGGGAUGAUGGGCUUCCGAAACCAUCUGGCGUUAGUGAUCGAGACCCUCCUGCCGGAGAUAGGAGGCCUUCACCGCCGGCGAUAAGCUCAAGGAACCUAGGGGAGUCCUCUGAUGCCGUGUUUGGAUCGGAAUCUUCUUGUACCAACUUGAAUUUACAAUCCCGUGUUGUUCGCCCAAUGUUAGUUACGGCGGUGGGGAAAAUAUCCAGGCCUGGUAUCCCUGUUUUUGGGACUGGGCAACUGCUCGGGAUUAUCUUGACAAAUAUACGAGAAAAUCAAUGA
Molecule: messenger RNA, 777 nt
Organism: Linum trigynum
Lineage: Eukaryota; Viridiplantae; Streptophyta; Magnoliopsida; Malpighiales; Linaceae
Source: the annotation of a GenBank genome assembly